Messenger RNA from Rhagoletis zephyria (snowberry fruit fly), 6504 nucleotides. RefSeq names its product Autophagy-related 2 (gene Atg2). Gene Ontology annotation, molecular function: phosphatidylinositol-3-phosphate binding; protein-membrane adaptor activity. Lineage: Eukaryota; Metazoa; Arthropoda; Insecta; Diptera; Tephritidae. The record is from RefSeq and is a predicted model, not a curated record. Gene Ontology annotation, cellular component: phagophore assembly site; phagophore. Gene Ontology annotation, biological process: autophagy of mitochondrion; autophagy of peroxisome; autophagosome assembly.
AUGUUAUGUGUAUAAAACACGCAUCAGUGGAACAAACGACACAUUUGUUCAGACAAUUUAAGUCCUGAAAUCUUAAAAAAUCUGAAACUGGUUCACAUUUACAAAUUUAAGAUAAUAAGAUAUUUGUUUAAUGCAUUUUUGUUUGCCCUUUUAUUAGCUACCAACAAUCCACAAAAGCGAACGCAUUUAGCGUAAUUUCCAAUUCGUUCAUAGGGCAACGCUGUGUCCCAUUGCGAGCAAAUAUUUACUAAAAACGCAGAAGUGAAAAGUAACAAAGCCUUGUGAAAAUUUAGUUUAUUUAUUAAGCAAUAGAAUUACAAGGAUGUCGUGGUUUAAUGUGUGGACGGGCAUCAAAACUAAAACAUGCAGAUAUCUUUUACAACGCUAUUUGGGCCAGUUUUUGGAAGAAAGACUUAACCUGGAGCAGUUGAAGGUGGACCUCUAUAAUGGCAAAGCCACAGUGAAAAAUGUUUCUUUAAAUAUAGAUGCAUUAAAUAAGCUAUUUGAAAGCCAUGGAUGGUCUGUGGAAGUUAUAAGCGGCCAUAUUGGACUUCUAACUGUGACUGUGCCUUGGAACGCUUUAAUGUCAAACAGCAGCUACAUUGAGAUUUCAGACGCUGUUAUUUCAGUAAGGCCAGUACAACGACAAAAUAAUGGAACGUCUAUGUUGGAAUCAAUGUGGUCGUCAGCUAGCAGUUCUAUGCAGUUGGCGGAAGAAUGCAUGAUGCAGAACGACGAUGAAAAUGAAGAAAAUUCAGAAGCAAACAACAAGUCAAUUCCUGGCCUUGAAAAGUUCGCUGAAACCAUAGACAAUAUAUUGAAUCGCAUUAAAGCUUCGUUUACAAAUACUGUUUUGCGUUUGGAAUAUCAAUCGUCAGAUAGUUCCAAAACGAUAUCACUAUGCUUCGAAAUUAACAAGUUGAUGUACGAAAAUGAGACUGGCUGCGAAAGGCAUCCUAAGGAAUCUUAUAUGGAAGGACGUCGAAACGAUAAUCCAAACUGCCGAUUGCCAACGUCCAGUAACGUAGAUGAGCAACAGGGAAAUAUAUACUUGCUGCCAAUGUUCGCUAAACACAACAUAAGCAUAAGUGGCUUGCGUUUGUGUACAGAAGAGCAGAAGACAAGUGCCGGAGCCUCGCGCUACAUCAGUGUAGAUAUAUCGAAAACUGGUGAUAUUCCCAUACUCGAAAUUAAUGAACACUUAAAUAUACGAAUCAAAAUGAAACAGUCGGAGAAUAUUAACGGACCAAAAGUUGUUAUUAACACCGAAAUGGGUUCAGUUUACACUUUGAUCACCCCCAGGCAAAUACACCUUAUUCUUAAACUAAUGGACGCAUUCCAGGACGACAGUUGUGACAUUCAAGCAGAAGAAAAUCUUGAAGUAAUUGCCUUUAACGACUACAAAAUGUAUCAUAAAAGAGACGAGCUGGUGGAACUUGGAAAUUGGAUUGAUUGUGAAGCUACGCCAACUAAUAGAGACACAUUACAUCAUUUACGGUUUGAUCGAAUAAAAGUUUUACCUAAAGGAUAUUCUCCUCCUAGUAGUUCAGUUAGCUCCAGUAGCACUGUAACUGGCUUGUCGAAGCUUCAACGAAAAACAUCAAGUUUAGAAUAUUCAGGAGAAAUUUUAAAUUUUUCCCUUAAAAUAUGCUCAUUUGUUUCUAUAAUACUAAUAGAAGACAUUUUGGUUGAGAGUUCCACCAACAACCAAAGUCCCUUAAAUAAAACCAGCGAGCAAAAUAUGACGCGCUUUGCCAACACAUUUUUUGAAAACUUAAGACGAGUUGUAGAUAAAAACAUGGACUCAAGUAAGUUAACAGAUGGAAAAAAUCACUUAUUUAUACGAGUAUUCCCAAUAAUUUCCGAGGGAAGCCAACAUAGGAUCAAACAUAUGCUGCUAUCUAAAUUUAAUAUAAUUGCGCAAAAGUUGGAUUUAUUUGAAGUCUUAAAUGGAAAGUCCUCUGAGUUAAUAACUUUCGAUCGAGCUGAUGGAUUCAAUGGUGCUGAUGUUUCUAUAAGCAUAAAAUCAGAUAUCAGUUCCAAGAUAAUCGAUAUAGCGCUGCAAAAAUGUGAGUUAGAAGUUGAUAUUUCUAUAUAUGAUCGACUCAGUGCAAUUUUGGGACCUUCGCCAUUUGCUACGUUUUCUUCAUACAAUACGCGCUGCUACUACUCGAAGCAGGAGACGCAAAAAUUAACACUCACUACAAAUUUAACGUCGACAUCGUUGGAAGUGAAGGUACGAUUUCCAAUAUUUGAUGCUAGGCCGAUUCACGAUCCAAAUCGCGUACCAUGGUGGCAACAAAACGUUCGUCGUGACUUUUUAUUAAUUUCAUUUAAUUAUGUGAGUAUAAAAAUUGUAUCUGGGGUGUGCGAACUACUUUCAAACGAGCUUAACGUCUAUUACGUUGAAGACAACUUAGAAGAUAAAGUCUGGGUUUUAAAAACUAGCUCCAGCUCAGACCAAGCAAAUGCGUUGGAUUACGUUAAAAUUACUGUCACAAUCCCUGACGAACAUUAUUGGACUAAGUUGAAAAAGAGUUGUUUGGAUAAACGAAUGUACGGCAACAGUUCAAGAGCACAUUCAGAUAGACUACCAUUUAGUGCAAAACGCGUAUGCAGAGAAAGCGAUACGUUGCACAAUAAACGAGACAAUACGGAGUCAGAAACUAUUUUGCUUCCCGGCGAAACUGAAGAAUUGAAAGAAUUCUGCAGCGCCACAAUGCGAACGUCAAAAAUUCAAGUUCAAAUAAAUGUUCCCAAUGUUGAAAUUGUACUAGGAUCAAAAAAAUUUUAUGAAGUCAUAUACAAUCGCUUCAAUUGCGAUCUCUUCAUGUGGGAGCCAAGUUCACCCAUUUUAAAUGCUCUCCACGUAGAUAGUACAGAAAAUAAACAGAGCAUAUACAAUAUUUCAGUUACACCAGCGGCCAGAUUAAGAAACAUUAAUGAUUCCUAUUUGUCUGAUUUUGAGGAAAGCGACUCAAACGGAAGUCACAAAAUUAACCUUAAAAAUAUCUCAAUGGCGGAGAGCAUAUAUUUCUCAAUACAUGAUCCUAUUAAAUCACAAGAGUUGGAACAUGAAGAACCUGAUUUUCAAAAAAGCAAAUGUUCUGUAGAAAUUUUUAUACAAAAAGGAUCCGUUGGACUAUUUCUACCUAUACGUAAUAAAGAAAAUCUUAUUAUACCUGAGGAUGUGGGUAAAAUUGACAUUAAGGUGAAUGAGCUUAAAAUAUUUUCUGUUAGUGGAUAUAACGAAAAUAGAAAUUUGUGCUAUUUAUGCCUCGAAGUAGGCGAUGUUAAAAUGGAUCAUUGCGGUCUAAUACAUGAAAUGUAUACUAAGCUUUUUGCAUGUGGCUCUACCGAAUCUGAUCGAUAUAUGCGAAAGACCAUUUAUAAAACUCCCGAGGGCUUGUCAAAGUCAAAUCAACCAAUAAUGAACGAAAGACAGAUGAUGUCCUUGGUGAUAGAAACAAAACGUGUGACUGAUCAGAGGAUAAAACGAUUGAGGGUUACUACCAGCAUUCAACAGGCAACCCUACGAUAUAAUUCAAUGUUAUCCAACCAAUUUUGGUUGCACCAACUUAUUGACUUUCUUGAUGUUGUCGAUUAUCCUAUAGAAGGUUACGCGCCAUACGGUAUAAUCACGGAAAUGCAAUUGCAUCUGUGGAACUGUGCAAUCGACUACAGACCAUCAAAUUUUGACUACAGAGCUCUUUUGGAAUUAGGUGCUUUUACGAUUAGCAGCAAUGUUAUAUCUUCGGUGAAUGGAUGCAAUCUGAGGUUUAUAAUUGAAGAAUUUAUUCUCUCCAUAGCACCUUGCAAGGAAUCAACCAAACAUGAAAAAAUACUAAUUGAAUCGAGGUAUUUAGUACCAGUACUUGAUAUAGGACUGUUCGACAUAUCGUUAAGGUUAAAUGAAAACUCGUCAGGAAAGCAUCCUAAAUUUGAUCUGAGAUGUUCGGUGAACGAUGCACAUUUAAGAACUUGCAGCGAUUCUGGAAAAGCCCUGGCACAACUCAUUGAACACUUGGCUAUGGAUGGAGACUCUCUUGAAACUGAUCAAAAUGAGACAGGUGGAACUUCCCAGAAAUCCGAAAAUUAUGAAAUUGAAUCCAGUUUUCUAGAUGAACCAAAUCAAUCUCAACAAGAGUGGCAACAAGAAAGGGUAAAUUUAAUGAUGGCAGAGGCGCUCCAAGAAACUGUCACAAUAAGCGUUUCGCCCUCAACAUCGAAGAACUCUGGUUUUACUGAUCACGGCAUUGAACCAUACUAUUUUCCAGAUGAAGAACAGACUAACCCAUCAGACCUCGAAUACGAUGAAGCCGAACCUAGUACAGAUGUGCUGCCGCAGGUGAAAUCUGAUUUGGGCGAUGUAAACCUGGAACCAAGACACAACGUGUAUCCGCGCAGGCCCCAAGAGGACGAAUAUUGUGUUAUUUCUGAAAAUGAGAGACAGCUGGUGUCGCAAUGUGGAGUUCGCGACGUAAAAGUUUGCGAAGAUCCGCUGCGAAUUGUAGACAAUCAUUUUUGUUUGCCUUCUAACAAGAUCGAUUUGCUCAAAUCUCCAUAUGAUUUUCCUAUCCCUGUUUCCCGUUAUACGCUUUGCGAAAUGACUUUCACUUGGCAUUUGUACGGCGGCAACGAUUUCAUAUCAAUCCCAGAGAAUAUGAGCGCAACAAGUGAAGCCAGUCACUUGCGUAUGUCUGAUGCUUAUAAACACGGCGUCUCAUAUUCAAAAGCAGAUAGCGUUCAUGGUGCAAAUAAACCGAAAGAUCUAUCAUGGAAAACAAUUGGCGGGGUACAGCGAAAUCAUGGGGUCAUCGUCGAAAUUCAGCUUACAAAAGUUCGCUUAUCAUAUGAAAUAUAUCCAAACUACACAGCCCAAGCUUCGCGUCAAGUUUUAGUUAUAAACGAUAUUGAAAUAAGGGAUCGCUUGCAGUCGUCCGAAAUAAAUAAAUUUCUAUAUCAUCCCAGCACAAGGACUACAUCGCAUAAAAGUCCGCAACAAAUGGUGGUUAUAAAAGCUCUACAUGUUCGACCAAAUCCAAAGCUCAGUGCAGCAGAAGAGUGUUCACUUCGGAUAUCGUUGCUGCCGAUGCGGCUCCAUAUCGAUCAGGACACAUUAAUUUUUUUGGCAGACUAUUUCACUAAUAUGGGAAAUAACAUGAAAGAGGCACAUGCUACGGACAAUCCGCCUCCAGAAGCGCAUGCCCCUGUUAUGGAUGUUGGGCCAUCUGAAUUAGAGAACGAACUACAAGCAAGAAAACUAAUAUCGACGAAUCUGGAAUUACUCGAAAAUGAGGUAAUGAAUAAAUCGCUGGCACAAAUGGAAGCAAAAGAAAAACAUUCGCCAAUUUACUUUCGCGAGGUAUUAUUUAGUCCAGACGUGCCAAUACGUUUCGAUUACCACGGACAUCGCGUUGAGUUGUCACGCGGCCCAAUUGCAGGGCUGUUGAUGGGUUUGGGCCAGUUACAAUGCUCCGAGAUCCGGUUAAAAAAAAUUAUUCACCGUCGUGGAUUCCUAGGCAUUGAAAAGUUAGUAACAUAUCUAUGCAAGGAGUGGUUGAAGGAUAUUAAAAGGAAUCAAUUACCAAAAAUUUUGAAGGGUGUUGGGCCAACUUAUUCAUUUGUGCAAUUUAUACAAGGUGUAAUUGAUCUAUUUCGCCUACCGAUUGAGCAAUAUCAAAGGGAUGGUCGCAUAAUCCGAGGACUUCAGCUCGGCGCACAAAGUUUUACAGCCAGAACUGCUCUCGCUGCGCUCGAAAUAACAUCACGUAUCAUUCAACUUUUACAGUUCACAGCUGAGACAGCCUUUGAUAUGGUGUCUUCUGGGCCUUCCGUUGGAAGAGUGCGCAAGCAUCGUAAGGAUAAAAAGAAACGAGCGCAACGACCAAAAGACGUACGAGAAGGAGUGACAAAUGCGUACCUGAUAGUGAAGGAGGGGAUAAAUGAUUCCGCUGCCAAUCUCAUAGAAACAGCUGUAGCAGAGCACGAUCAAAAGGGUUAUACGGGAGCUGUAGGAGCUGUAAUGAGACAAAUACCGCAGCUGGUAGUUUGCCCAGCAGUUUUGGCCACUCAGGCUACAACCAACAUCUUGGGAGGAGUUAAAAGCUCUCUUGUACCUGAAGCUAAAGUUGAAGCUCGUGAAAAGUGGAAAACGGACAAUGAUUAAAUUUUCUCUUUCAUAUGUAUUUAUACAUAACUAUGUAAUUGAUUAGAUAAGUAUGGUGCAUUCUAAUAAAUAGAUUUUAUACGUUUGAAUGAAAAUACAACGAUUAAAGUGUCCAAUGAUUAUUUAGAUUUGCAUUAGUUUUUUUUUUUUGAACUAAAAAUGCUCAAAAGCAUUAAAAAAUAGCAAGGAGCAUAUAUAAAAAGUCCUUAGAAAGCCAGGUUAUCUUUGUUAAUUAAAUAUACAUUUCGUCGAAAUACCUUUUUUUUGUAUUAUGGCAAAUGUCGCAGACUCAGUAUGAGCGUGUGUGAAUCGGUAACAAAGUUCGCGGCAAGUAA